Rotaria sp. Silwood1 is the source of this 753-nucleotide messenger RNA. Lineage: Eukaryota; Metazoa; Rotifera; Eurotatoria; Philodinida; Philodinidae. The record is from the annotation of a GenBank genome assembly.
AUGCCAGCAUUAAAAUCACCAUCAGCUCGAUCUGAUAUAUUUAUGUUUUUUGGUAUUGAUUGUACUCAUAUAACAUGUUCACAAGUACGACCGUCCAUUGUUGCUGUUGUUGGAUUAAAAGAUUCUACAAAUACACAAUAUGCUGCUCUUGGUCUUGAUGAUGGAUCAUUUGAAAAAGUGCUUGAUAACGAAUUACGAGCUAUUCAACGAGCAUGUCAAGAAUUAUAUGGUCAUAAUCAAUUACCUCAAAUUUGUUUUGUUGUUGUUAAAAAACGUCAUCAUACACGUUUUUUUACAUGGAAUAAACAAUCUAAUCAAGCGAAUAAUAUUCAACCAGGAACAGUUAUUGAUACUGAUAUGGUUUCACUAAAUGGUUUUGAGUUUUAUCUUAAUUCUGAUGCAACUAUUCAAGGUACAUCACGACCAAUGCUUUAUCAAGUAUUAUAUGAUGAAAUUGGUUUUACAUCAGAUGAUAUUCAACAAUUAACAUAUUAUUUAUGUCAUAUUGAUGUUCGAUGUACAAAAGCUAUAUAUGUUCCAGCUCCAGUUCAUUAUGCAACACUUCAUGUUUCGCAUCAUCUUAAACUUCAUUAUAAAAGUCAAAUGGUAAAAGACAUGAAUGAAAUAAAUCAUGUAUUAGAACAUACAUGUUUAAGUACUGAAAAACAAAGUCAAUUGUAUUCCAAAUUCAAGACUACGAACAAUAGUGAUAUGGCAGUUCGAAACAGAUAUUUCCAUGAACCUUGUCAUUAG